UGAGCCCUGGGCGCGGGAGAGGCCGGGGGCUUUCUGCGCCCAAGGGGUUGCUGAGCUAACUCCAACCUGGUGUGUGACUUUUCCAAGACACGGUAACUUGUCCUGAGAGCUGGCGUCACCAUGGCUGCUGGAGUCGCAGCUUGGCUGCCCUUUGCCAGGGCAGCAGCCAUUGGCUGGAUGCCCGUGGCCAACUGCCCCAUGCCCCUGGCUCCAGCUGACAAGAACAAGAGGCAAGAUGAGCUGAUCAUCCUCAACGUGAGCGGGCGCAGGUUCCAGACAUGGCGGACCACGCUGGAGCGCUACCCCGACACCCUCCUUGGCAGCACAGAGAAGGAAUUCUUUUUCAAUGAGGACACCAAGGAGUAUUUCUUUGACCGAGACCCUGAGGUAUUUCGCUGUGUCCUUAACUUCUACCGCACAGGGAAGCUGCAUUAUCCCCGGUACGAGUGCAUCUCCGCUUACGAUGAUGAGCUGGCUUUCUAUGGCAUCCUUCCAGAGAUCAUUGGGGACUGUUGUUAUGAAGAGUACAAAGAUCGCAAGCGGGAGAAUGCCGAGCGGCUGAUGGAUGACAAUGACUCUGAGAACAACCAAGAAUCCCUCCCAUCGCUCAGUUUCCGUCAGACCAUGUGGCGGGCAUUUGAGAAUCCGCACACAAGCACGCUGGCCUUGGUCUUCUACUAUGUGACUGGCUUCUUCAUCGCCGUUUCCGUCAUCACGAAUGUAGUGGAGACAGUGCCCUGUGGCACGGUGCCUGGGAACAAGGAGCUGCCGUGUGGUGAGCGUUACGCGGUGGCUUUCUUCUGCCUGGACACGGCCUGCGUCAUGAUCUUUACUGUUGAGUACCUGCUCCGGCUCUUUGCAGCCCCCAGCCGCUACCGCUUUAUCAGGAGUGUGAUGAGUAUCAUUGACGUGGUGGCCAUCAUGCCAUACUACAUUGGCCUGGUGAUGACCAACAACGAAGAUGUGUCUGGCGCCUUUGUCACACUCCGGGUCUUCCGAGUCUUCAGAAUUUUCAAGUUCUCCCGGCAUUCCCAGGGCUUGCGAAUCCUGGGUUACACUCUUAAAAGUUGCGCAUCGGAGCUGGGCUUCCUCCUCUUCUCUCUCACCAUGGCCAUCAUUAUCUUUGCCACUGUGAUGUUUUAUGCCGAGAAGGGCUCUUCUGCCAGCAAAUUCACAAGCAUCCCGGCCUCCUUUUGGUAUACCAUCGUCACCAUGACUACGUUGGGAUACGGGGACAUGGUGCCCAAGACCAUCGCAGGGAAAAUCUUCGGUUCCAUCUGCUCCCUGAGCGGCGUCCUGGUCAUCGCCCUGCCCGUCCCCGUGAUCGUCUCCAACUUCAGCCGGAUUUACCACCAGAAUCAGAGAGCUGACAAGCGACGAGCGCAGAAGAAAGCCCGCCUUGCCAGGAUCCGUGUGGCCAAGACUGGUAGUUCCAAUGCCUACCUGCACAGCAAGAGGAAUGGUCUUCUCAAUGAAGCCCUGGAACUGACAGGUUCCCCAGAGGAUGAGCACCUGACCAAGACUACAUCACUCAUUGAGAGCCAGCAUCACCACCUGCUGCAUUGCCUGGAGAAAACUACUGGGUUGUCCUAUCUUGUGGAUGAUCCCCUGUUAUCUGUACGAACUUCCACCAUCAAGAACCAUGAGUUUAUCGAUGAGCAAAUGUUUGAGCAGAACUGCAUGGAGAGCUCGAUGCAGAAUUACCCAUCCACAAGAAGCCCUUCACUGUCCAGCCACCCGGGCCUAACCACUUCCUGCUGCUCCCGUAGAAGCAAGAAGACCACCCACCUGCCCAAUUCCAACCUGCCUGCCACCCGUCUGAGGAGCAUGCAAGAGCUCAGCACCAUUCACAUCCAGGGCAGCGAACAGCCCUCACUCACAACCAGUCGUUCCAGCCUUAAUUUGAAAGCAGAUGAUGUACUGAGACCCAACUGCAAAGGAUCCCAGAUCACUACAGCCAUCAUCAGCAUCCCCACCCCGCCAGCGCUGACCCCGGAGGGGGAGAGUCGACCGCCACCAUCUAGCCCUGGCUCCACCACGAACAUUCCCCCCAUAGGCAGCAACAUCGUCAAGAACCAGAAGCUGUUUUGUAUGAAAACAUCUAUAGCAAGUACUUAAAGGGGGUCUAGGAGGUCACCUAGAGUUCUACCUCCCAACCAAUGGCCCCAAGUGCUUCAAGAUGCCCCCUAAGCACCUCUAAGGCUAUCGUGACUCCAGAUUCUGAGCUCCUUGUGCUGCAUCAUGCCUGCAUUUGCUACUUCCAACUUGUGUCAAGUCAUCAAGUCCCUUCACCUCUCUGGGCCUUGCUUUCCUCAGCUAUAGAAUGAAGAGAUUGGGCAAGAUGACCUCUGAGGUACCUUCCAGCUCUAAAUCUAUGAUCCUCUCAUGGCAUCCAUUGAAUCCCAAAUAACUUUGCUCUUUGCUGUCACCACCACCACACCUGCCCUAAAAAACCUUUCAGUCCCUUCCUAAUCCCCAACACUUUAGUUUGACAACCCUCAGUCAGAGAUGAGACCUUAGUUUCUCUGACCUUGGGUCUAAAAUGGGGAGGCAAUCAAGUAGCUAGAUAUAUAGGAGAAAAACCCAAACAAGACAACUGGAUCCUUCCAGUCUGCUUAAGUGGGGUUAACAAGGAAGGUCCAACUUCUAAACUAUACUAAAAGUCUGAUAUCUUUGCAACUUACCAAAAUAAAAAAAGAGACCUAAAAUUAUGAUUGGGUCUUCCUCUUCCAUCGGUCCCCUGGGAAACUGGUUCUCAAGCUUUUUCCAUUCAUGAACCCCUUCUGGAAAGAUCCCACAUAUAAACCAUGCACCCCAACCUCAACCUGUCAAAACAAAGUUGAACAGAGGACAUGCCACUGAGUUAACUUUUAACACUAUCUGUGUAUUACCUUGGAGAUCUAGUCCAAACCUUCUAAUAACUAAUCUCCAGAAAGGUUAAGGGACUUGCCCUAGGAGGCAUAGCUCAAUAGCAGCUGAAAACCAAGAAGGGAAGCCCAUCUCUUGGCUUUGAGUUACUGUCAGAACAGUACGCUGAGACACCAAUAGGGUAUUAUUGUAACAAUCCAUCCAUGACAAAUGCUAAUAUAGCAAUUGUCACAAUGCUCAGCAACAUGAGAAUAAGUGACCCAGCAACUGGAGGUGAGAGAAGAGGAAGAGGGAAGCUCAGAGAUCACUUUGCAAACCCACUGUCUCCGUGUGGAAUCAGUUUGGGGUGCCAGUUCUGCAGGUGUAUAAACAGCUUUUUCAGAGCCAAAAGAUGCAGCUCCCCUUCUAGUCCUUGGGGAGGGUUGAGAAGCACUGACAUUUCAAACCAUAAUCCUUUAAACCUGUUUAGCACUUGCACCUUUUCCAAAACAUGGACAUUGUAUCAUAUGCUUCUCAUAACCCUAUUAGGUGGGUAGGGCAGACAUUUUGUUCUCCAUUCUGCAGUUGGACACACUGAGGUGGACAGACAGGAUUAGGAUGCAGCCUUAUCCAGCACUUUCUCCACCGCAUUUCCAAGAUUAUCACAUCAUACACAACCUAUGUCUCUGGCAUUGCCUUUGCAGGGCAAAGUCUUACUCAGAGCCAUCUGAGACAUCACAAACAUCUCAAAGAAAGAACUAUAUCCAUUCCUACUUCUCCGUGGCAUGACUUUGCGAAUAAGCCUUUUGAGCUUGAGACAGUUAUGGGACAGGCUGCUCACACCAGGCUCCCUCAACAGCACAAGACUGAGGACUUCCUUCAGAAUACUGGCAGCCACUUUUGGCUCACUAAGAUCACACAAGGAGGGUGAGCCUUAUACAGUUGCUGCCAAAGGAGCUGAUCUCUCACGCUUACCCAAGGGCCUAACACCAGCACAGAGGAGGGUGAAAUUGGGCAAUACACCAAUCAACAAGCAUGUACCAAGCAUUUAUGACAUGCCCGGCACUGUGUUAAACACUGGGGAUACAAAGAAAAGAGCUCACAUUCUACAUAUAUAAGAAUAGUGGCCAUGUAAUUUUGACCAAUUAGCAAAGGUGGAGAAUUCAUGACUGUUCAUCAAGUACGUGGGUCAACCAAGCCCUUGAUGAUUUCUCCUGCUCCCUAAUUUGGGAUCUUCCUGAGGUGUAACUUCAUAGAGUACAGAAAAGAGAAGUUGACUUUCAAGCUUAGGAAAAGGUGCAAAGCAUGGGUCAGUUAGGUUUUAAGAUUCUCUGUAGAUUCCAGUGAUCCCAGCUCCCCUGUCCCCUAUAACCAGAUAACUGUGAGGUUGGUCAUGCAUAUGGACUUUUAAGAGUUUACCUAGCACAGCCAAAUAUCUGCUCCCCAUCCAACUAAAUGGCACUGUGAAUACGGCCAAGCAGGGAACUGAUAGGCAUUUUUUUUCCCUUGUGGGCUUCUUUGUGGAGAACCUCACCAUUUGCAAAGUGCUCCAUGAUGACUGAAGAGGGAAAAGCACUGUCAUGACCCUUAAGAGGAGGUUUAUUAGAAGAAGGGACCAUCAAAAAACAAAGUGGUUUAAAGAGGUUCUAACUUAAGUCUUGUUUGCUUCGUUAUGUGUCUUUCUCACCAAGUUUGGGACUGGCCUUUGUCACAGCAAGUCACUUACCUACCUGGGGUGGGGAUCACUCCACAUGGUAUAGGGUGAUGAUCUCAGUCCCAGGG
Vombatus ursinus (common wombat) is the source of this 4629-nucleotide messenger RNA. It is a transcript of the gene KCND3, whose product is annotated as potassium voltage-gated channel subfamily D member 3. Gene Ontology annotation, cellular component: voltage-gated potassium channel complex; membrane; neuronal cell body. The record is from RefSeq and is a predicted model, not a curated record. The coding region runs from base 121 to 2118 and encodes 665 amino acids. Gene Ontology annotation, molecular function: protein binding; A-type (transient outward) potassium channel activity. Gene Ontology annotation, biological process: protein homooligomerization; potassium ion export across plasma membrane. The transcript has 9 exons. Lineage: Eukaryota; Metazoa; Chordata; Mammalia; Diprotodontia; Vombatidae.